This is a messenger RNA of Serpula lacrymans var. lacrymans S7.9, 897 nucleotides long. RefSeq lists its product as uncharacterized. Bases 1 to 897 code for a protein of 298 amino acids. The record is from RefSeq and is a predicted model, not a curated record. The transcript is spliced from 4 exons. Lineage: Eukaryota; Fungi; Basidiomycota; Agaricomycetes; Boletales; Serpulaceae.
AUGACCAGCCAGCCGGUUUCUUUCCCAUCUCCCCAAACUGCACAAUUCAACAAAGUCCCUGAUGUGCCAUCUGUAAAAGUGAUGAAGGAUAUGGACAAAAGACUGCAGACUAUGUGCAGAAUAAGGACAGUACCAUAUGAUGGAGCGCUUGGUGAUAAAUACUAUGUCAACCCAAUGGCAGAUAUCAUCGCACAGGAAAUGGCAAACCCUUGUGUAAGAGAACAUCUUCGGUUUUACCCUGAAGAUGCAGGAAAACAGGUCAUUGAGUACUGGCAAGCUUCGGACUGGCAUCGUGAAACAGAACCACUCAAGCUUAUACCUAUGGCAAAUAUAGGCAGCCAGCACUUCUUCAUACACAAACCUUGCUUCCUGGCUGAUGGACAUGCCUGUGUGCCUUUUGGAUGGUUCACUUGUGAACAUAAGUUAUUUGCUAGGGCCUGGCUGCUACAACCAGUUGUGGGUGAAGUGAGCAGCGGCUGGGUUGUUGAAGAAUAUAAUGAGAUUGAUGUGUCAGAGGAUAUGUUUCUUGUAUCAUUUGGAUUGUGGACAUCAAGUUAUUCCACACAAAGUUUACCAAAUCCAACCAACAUUCUUGGUACACUAUCUACUGUUGAUGGUCCCAUACAGCCAUGGACACAUACUGAUGCACAACAGGGUAACCAGUGGAGGGCUCUUGCAAAAGGCCAUCAUGUAUACUGCUUCCACAUAUGGUUUUAUUGCAAUGACACUUUGGGGAAUACCUCAAAGAAGUGGAACAAGCACAAUUCUCUCUUAUUCACGCCAGCUGGCCUUCCACACACGCACGUCCACCAAGAACUCAAUGUUCAUUUUCUCUGCACUUUGAAUCUGGCCCCACUAUUGGAGAUGUUAGAUGGAAUUGUUGAUCAGCUAGAGUAG